AUGACUGCGUUAACACCAUACAUUUCUUUGUCUAGUCCGAGCCCCGUAUUCACAUACGAACCGUUCCGGGACGGCUGGUAUGGAUAUGAAGGCGAUCCUGCCGGAGGAUGGCGAGCAAGUUUCUCCAAUGUUAUCUCUUGGCCAAAUCCAGGUCUAAAUAAUGUCGGGACAGGUGUCCCGCUGCGGGAGACAUACCUUGACGGUGCGAAUGUGACUGUGCAGUUCGAGGGCGAGUUUGUAUACCUGGCUGAUAGACACUAUGUUCAAGCUCAUACUGCGAGAUCAGGCACAGCUGUAUAUCUUUGUCUUACACCUACUAGCGCUUCUUUCACGUUUACGAUCGACGGCAAUCCAAUGUCAACGACUGGUCUGUCUUCAGAUCCUGCCUGUGCCGAAACUGGCGCAGAACAAAUGGCAUAUGCGGAUGGUCUCCCUGGCGUUGUUACUGUUGGACUGAAUGGCACGAAUCCUACCACGACUCACCUCGUAGAUGACGAUGUGGGAUGGUCGUAUCAACCAGGGGGGGCUUGGACUUUCUCGAAUGUUUCUGCACCAAGCGGCAACCUAUCUCAAUCCUGGACAUGUUCAUAUGGUCCUUCAUACACGGCGAGCUAUACAUUUAACGGCUCGUCUGCGGUUCAGCUGCUAGGUUUGCUCAACCUCAAUAUUGGCCCAUACACCAUUCAAUUUGACGGGCAAUCAUACACAUACAAUGGCUCGGAUCUCUGGCGUGAAACAGAGCAAGUCAUGUUUUUCAAGGCCGGCUUGGAUGCAUCGAAAGAAUACACGAUCACUUAUAUUAACUACGACCAAGCGGCCCCUGAUGCCCAGCAGCCUGUCGGACCCGACUAUUACCCAUGCGCGUCAGUGCAAGGGUUAUUAUUAGCGAAAGUGACUCCUGGCCCUCCUCCCAAAUCUGGAGCUGGCUCUGGCGAUAACACCUCUGGAAGCGGCCCUGUUACAAGCACCCCUGUUGGUGCAAUCGUCGAUGGAGUGGUUGGCGGCAUCGCAGCCGUAUGCAUUAUAGUUCUUAUCUUGUGGUGUUUCUGCCGGAGAAGGAGACAUGCGGCAUCCGCCCUCCUUGAAAUUGACCCCGACCCGAUUUUCGUCCACCCAGAAGCAACCCCGUAUAUUCUACCGCCGCAGCCCGCUCAAAUCAGCACUAAUUCUGCCCAAAGACUAGAAGAUCCCCAGGUCACCGGGUACCCGAGUCCCGGAAUAACUACGCUUUUCUCUUCACCUGUAACAUCUCAGCCCUCCGGCAGCGACGAAAAACGACGCCUGGGAAGGUCACCCAUGGAAAGAAUGGCUUUAUUGACAAACUCAUCCGUUUUACCACCCUCAAUGGCAAGCGUUUCUCCUCUCCAACCAUCUACAAACGCGUCUCCAAAUCCGAGCGACAUGAAUGUUGCCUCCACGCAAGAGCUUGUUGGUAUUCUGAAUCAACGGCUCCGAGCGCAAUUCCGGACAAAGAACGACUUGGAUCUUCCCGAGUAUGAGGCGGUGAAUUAG
Dacryopinax primogenitus is the source of this 1512-nucleotide messenger RNA. RefSeq lists its product as uncharacterized. The transcript is spliced from 6 exons. Lineage: Eukaryota; Fungi; Basidiomycota; Dacrymycetes; Dacrymycetales; Dacrymycetaceae. The record is from RefSeq and is a predicted model, not a curated record. Bases 1 to 1512 code for a protein of 503 amino acids.